AAACGAAAUAAGUCAAGUCGUCAAGUGUCAAGUGUAACAGUGCAAGAGUGCAAGUCUUGAGAAAGUACAAACUAAUUGGUUAGUUUGUUACUCCUUUGGUGUCGAAUAGAAUUGGAUAAGAACCAAACAAAAAGUUCUUCCCAACAGCUCACGUAUACAAAUAUUGUCAAUAAUUAUUCAACUAUUGUGAAUUGUGAAGUUUGAUUGAAUGAAAAUGUCAUCGUGUUGGCCUAUUCCCUUUGUUUAGGCCUAGUUUCAUGUAAGUUAUUGUUGCAUUUGCAAGAGUCUGAUCUGAUUCUAUUGAAUAGGCCUAGUUCGCAUUGUCAAGAAUGCUGUUUGGUGUUGUUGUUAGUAAAUCUAUCUAAAGUUCUUAUUUCUUUAAACAAUUUUAUGGAACUAAUCUAGUUUUUGGUUGGAUGGAUAUCAGCGAAGGCCUUACAUGUGAAACCAAUAUAAUGGUCUAAAUCAGGAGCAUGGAAAUCGAAGAUCCCAGUAUUAUAGAUUCUUGCCUGCACACAGAGAUUCAUAAUGGAAGACUACAUUACGACCAGUUUGAAAGAGUUCAACCUCUCCCAUGUGAUAGCAUGGGCUUCCGCAACGGUGAUGAUAUUCGGUGGCGUUGUUCCAUUUAUCCCUCAAUAUCGAGAAAUCAAACGGAAGGGAGAUGCAGAAGGCUUUUCUCUUUACGUGUGCCUUGUUCUUCUAAUUUCUAAUAUUUUAAGGAUAUUGUUUUGGUGCGGUAAGAAGUUUGAGACUCCUCUUCUGAUUCAAAGCAUGAUCAUGACAGUUGCCAUGUUUUUUAUGAUUCAUGUUUGUGUUUCGGUGAAAAACAAGAGCCAGAUUAUCCGGGGUCCUGACAGACUUUUUACAGGUGCCCCAAGCGUUCAAGUGGUGAGACCGGCAGUUCGUAGGUCAUUAAUGGAUUUUGAAUGGAGGUAUUUCUGGCAGUGGACAGACUUCUGGUCGUACGUGGAGUGUGUACUCAGUGUAACACUCAUGUUUUCACUGACAACAUUCGUCUUACGGGAUUCAAAGUUUUACAUCGAGGCGCUCGGUUUUGCCGCUCUGUUCACGGAGGCCAUGCUCGCUGUGCCGCAAUUGGUGCAGAACUUCCGCAACAAGUCCACUGAAGGCAUGAGCGUCCUAAUGGUGGUCAUGUGGCUGUUUGGAGACUGUUUCAAGACAACAUACUUCAUUCUGCGUGACGCUCCUGCGCAGUUCUGGCUCUGCGGCUCGCUGCAGAUCGUCAUCGACAUCUUCAUCCUAGGACAAGUCUACUGGUACAACGGAGGUGUGGAGAAAACCACGGUUGUGGUGGAGAACAUUUGGUACACUCACAUUAACUAACAUGGUAGGCCUCGAGAAUCCUUCUUCAUCCUUCCUUUGUUAGUGGACAAAGCAGUUCACAGAUUGCGUAAGCUGAAGAAUAAAAAUGUCAAAAUCUAACUCCUAGGUCAAAAACUACUGUAGAUGCACUAAUUUCUUAGCACAAACUAGUAUUAAGGUAUUAGUAUAGGGAAGAAAUUAUAUAUCUACUGUUAUCAAAGUUUAUAUGUAUGUCGUUGCAAGUAUUGUUAUGUUUGAUGGCAAGAUGAGAAACAAUGUUUAGUUUUGGCAGUUGAAACUGAUGUUGUAUUUGUCCCGUGUUGAAAUGUGUUUCUUCUUUAAAAAUACUGUUUUCCAAUUUAUUGAUGUUUGUAUGUUAAGUUUUGUCCAAUAUGCUUGUAAGUUUACAUGCAGUUAUGUUACUAGAUUGGUUUAAGCUCAGGAAUUGACCCAGUACUUAAAAUUCCUGAGACUGAUAUUUUCUCAAAGAUGUUUGAAUAUUUUCUGAAUGAUUUUAUUACUGCUGUAUAUUUUGA
Molecule: messenger RNA, 1862 nt
Organism: Macrosteles quadrilineatus (aster leafhopper)
Lineage: Eukaryota; Metazoa; Arthropoda; Insecta; Hemiptera; Cicadellidae
Product: solute carrier family 66 member 2-like
Exons: 8
Coding region: 529-1347 (272 amino acids)
Biological process (GO): phospholipid translocation; retrograde transport, endosome to Golgi
Cellular component (GO): trans-Golgi network; endosome
Source: RefSeq, a predicted model, not a curated record